Cuscuta campestris is the source of this 2243-nucleotide messenger RNA. The record is from the annotation of a GenBank genome assembly. NCBI's taxonomy places the organism in Eukaryota, Viridiplantae, Streptophyta, Magnoliopsida, Solanales, Convolvulaceae.
AAAUAAGCUCAACACACCUGCAAAAUAAAAAAAGGUGGGUCAGAAAGAAGGUACAAUUGCUCAGACUAGUAGUCAUAAUACAUUUAACCUGCUGGACCAACCCAUGGAGCCAAUCGCUGCUACAACCAUCCCCACACCUGCAGAAAUUAUAGAGGAUCUCCAAAUUACAAACAACUACAGUACAAAAGAUCUCUUCCCAUCCCUGUCAGAAGCAAAGGCAUAUGCUAAGAGGAGAAUUGCUCCUAGGUCCCCUAGGAAUUCAUUUAGGCACAUCCCAUCUUCUUUGGAUGACUGUCUUCAUUCUUGCCCAGAUAUUGGAUUAGGCAUAUUACUGGACUCUUUGGAAAACCACAAAAUAUCAGGGGAGGCCCAAUUUCAAUUUGGACUAAUCUCUCUUACUAAGGCUAAUAGAGUGGAUUUUGUUGCUAUCUUGGAACCAAUGGCUAAAGAACAUAAGGUGAAUUCAGUUAGGAUGAGUCUGGGUGUCUCUAACUGUGCUACUGCUCUAAAUAACAAAUUAUGGGUCUUCUGGAGAGGGGACAGACUUAUUCUCACCCAGGUCCAAGAGUUCACUCAGAUGUACACUUGCCAUUUCUGGGACAGCAAUCUUAACACAAAAUGGAGCAUUACCUCAGUUUAUGGGAAACAUACAGGCAUCCAAAGAAGAGAAUUGUGGUCGGAUCUCAUAAAUAACAUCAUUAAAGACCAUUUUUGGAUAGUUGGAGGUGAUUUCAAUGCAAUAAGCUCUUUGGAUGAACAUAAAGGUGCUACAACCCCCUCUCUUGUUGACCUGAAUGAGUUCAAGGAUUGCACUGAAGCCAUACCCCUCCUUAGCCCUCCCUUCUCAGGGGGCAUAUUCACAUGGAGUGGAGUAAGGAGUAGGGGCAAAAUCUGGAGAAGACUUGACAGAGCCCUAGUGAACACUUGUACUAUGAAUUUCUUCACUGAAAUCAACAUCAAACAUUGCAGCAAAGCGUCCUCUGAUCACAAGGCUCUAAUUCUCCUAUGCACCAUAGAUAACUACACUGGGGCCAAACCUUUCAGAAGUCAAGAUUUCUGGUUCAAUCACCACUGUUUCUUCAGGGUGGUGAAAGAAUAUUGGGUUAAUCAGCCCAUGACUGGAGAGAUGAAAGGCCUUGCUACAAAACUAAGAGGGCUCAAACCUAUUCUUAAAGCCUGGAGUAAAGAGACAUUUAGAGACAUCUUUCAGGCUGUCAAGGAUGCAGAAAGCAAAGCAAUGAAAGCGCAGGAAGAUUUUGAAGGCAACCCAAGAGAUGAACUAAGAACUCCAGCCAACAAAGCAAAUGCUGAGCUUAUUGAAACUAACAAUAGAGAAACCCAAUACUGGAAGCAAAAGGCACACAUUAAAUGGAUGGAACUAGGUGAUCAAAGCACUUCUUACUUCCAUUCAUAUGUGACAGGCAGAAGAAGCGCACUAAAGAUCACAAGCAUUUUGGAUGGAAAUGGAAAGAAGACUUUGGAGCUAUACAUCAAAAUUGGCUUUCACCUGCAUUCACAAUGCCCACUCUGCAAAUCAUGGGAAACAAAUGUUAACCAUACCCUUCUCCACUGUGAAUUCAGUAUCAACAUUUGGAACUUCUUUGCUAACCUCCUACAAGGACCAAGAGCAAGAGAAGGUAUCACACUGAGACAACAUUUCCUAGAAUGGGGUCUUAGAGCAAAUAGUAAGACACAAAGAGGUAACUUGAGAAUGGUUAUACCUGGUAUUAUAGCAUGGAACAUAUGGAAAAUAUACAGUGCAGCAAUCUACAAUGAAGAUAGCCCUGCUAUGUCUACAGCGCUAAAAGGAAUUAAAACAACCAUUCAGCAAUGGAAUUGGCUACAUAGGAAAAAGAGCUGGAUGAUCAGAGACCAAGAAUUAUACGACUUGGGGUUUGAAAUCUUCAGCCUCAGUGGGAAGUACUUACAUGUGGAUAAGAUUGGGAUUCAUAGCACGCAUUCGAUUAAGAGGAGGGGAGUCAACUGCGAUUUCACUGAAGGAAUUUCCCCAUAGAAGCGAAGUCAUCUCCAAGAUCAAUAUUCGACCUGGAACUCACCGAUGGAUAGACUUAAUACCAAACACUCAGCGGAAGAGGAGACAAGAAUUGAGUCUGCAAAUUGAAAUGGAUCCUUUCCUGGUUUUUAGAUUUGUCUUGUCAUAUUUUGUCCUACCUUCGGGGCUUCGGUCUAGUCCUCCCCGAACGUGUAUUCACAUUUUUAAUUAAUAAAGCUGGUAAGUGCGG